CUGAACGUACAUUAUUUUCCAAGAACUUGUAUCUCAAAAUUAAAGAACGAAGAUAUCAAAGUAAAAAUAAAGUAAACAAGAAAAUAUUAAUAUCAAGAAAAUAAACUGGAUAACUUCAUACUCCACUUCUUCUCAGCAACAAGACACACACUCAGUCUGCUCUUCUCUUUACGAAACCAAAAAUAUCAAAAAAUCACAAUAAAAAUCUUCCUUAGAUAUUCAAUAAAUUCAACAGUCUGAUUACUAUUACUACUUCUUCAUGCUGCUGCUCAUUUUCUGAAUUACUUCUCAAAACCCUUUUCAUUUCUCUUCUUCUUCUUCUUCUUAGUCUGAUCAGAUCAUGGAGAAACAUUCAAACCGAAUGGAUUUAGAUGAAUGGGAAGUCCUUUCUGAUGAUGGGUUUUUCGAUUUACAUCAUCAGAAUCAUAACAAGAAGGUGUUAACAAUUGCUUCCGGGUUUGAGGAUUACUUCAUAUGUCCAUCACCACCAAAGAAAUCAGUUCUUGUCAAAAAGGAGGAGAAAAAAACAGAGGAGGAACGAAUUAUAGUAGUAAAAGAGAUGAUUAAAGUUCCUGUUGUUGAGAUCAAAAAUCCGAAAUUGGUACUAGUUGGAGAAGAUCACGAUACAAUUUCACAAGUCUUGUUUAAGAAAAUCAAGGAGAACGAAUUCGUGGAAAUGAAAUUAGACUCCCCCACACCAACAAUUGAACCAGGAGGAUCAAUUCAAUUUGAGGAUAAACAAGAAACAGAGAAUAAGAAAAUUGAUGGUGAUCAAGAGGCGGUGAAAAAGAAUUGUUUGGAUUCGGGUAUGAAAAAAGAUCAAAGAAACUUACAAGAAAGGAACAAUGGUGGUGGUUUGCAUAUCUGGAAGUGGAGGAUAACUGGAAUUGGAGCUCUCUGUUCUAUAGGAAUCACUGCAGCUACUAUCUGUAUUUUCAUUAUAGGAAACAGAAAAAAACAUCAUCAGCAGAAUCAAAAAUUCAGAUUCCAGAUUUAUGCAGAAGACAACGAGAGGAUUAAGCAAGUGGUUCACCAUGCAACUAAACUGAACAAUGCAAUUUCAGCAGCUAGAGGUGUUCCUCUCACAAGAGCUCAUAUUACCUUUGGAGGUUACUUUGAUGGCCUUUAAAUUACAAGCGCCGUCGAAACUCCUCAAUCCUUGGCAAUACAUUAUGUAAUUAAUCAAGUCGGUUAGGCUGUCAUCGUUCAUCAACAUCUUUACAGGAUGGUUUAUUUCUGAUGCUAAGUUAUGUAAAAUCUCUGUACAUUAAAAUAUAAAUGUAGUAUAGGAUGCAGGAUGGUUUUCAUGCUCUCUCCCUUGGA
Messenger RNA from Papaver somniferum (opium poppy), 1323 nucleotides. RefSeq lists its product as uncharacterized. Lineage: Eukaryota; Viridiplantae; Streptophyta; Magnoliopsida; Ranunculales; Papaveraceae. The coding region runs from base 341 to 1129 and encodes 262 amino acids. The transcript is spliced from 2 exons. The record is from RefSeq and is a predicted model, not a curated record.